GCUUACCUAGUUUCGAUCCUUUCAACACAGACAAAAAUACAACCGCCUUUCUAAGCCACCUCUCGUAAGGCUAAAAAAAUGAAAGAUGGAGAAACGGCUCGGUAUUGAUACCACACGCAACCGAUCCUUAUGCAAUGCUACCACCGGGACAAUAAGCCGGGAACACGUUGCCAGGAUGUCUCGUUAGAGAUUAUGUACUUUGGUAAUGCCUCAAUAUUAUAAUAGAGUGACGACUAUCAGCCUCCUACUCUAUGAUAUAUGAUAAAGACGUCCAGUCAUCCCAUCCCAUCAUAUCUCGUACAUAAUAUGUAGUUCACCCGCGAGUCGUUCGAUCAAAUCAGACAACAUUCCACUCCAAGUCCUGCCAUUAGCCAUCUUUAUACAGAAUACUUCAUACACAGCCCAGCCCUUUUUACACGUCACCUGUUCAACGUACAAAAAUCAACCAAGAUGCUCUUCCAAACGUUCCUCAUCGCAGUACUGGGAUCUACCGCCAUCGCAUCGCCCAUCAACCCAGUCAAACGCGACUCAUCCGUAAUCGUGUUCCAGGACGCCGAAGUCGAAAGCGCGGCCGAGGAGAAGCGGGACAGCGCCAUCGUGUACCAGGACGUGCCGGUGGCAAAGAAGCGAGGAGACUCGAACACCAUCGUCAUGUCCGAUGUCGAGGUCGUCGACUACUCUGACUAAGCUACGCGUCUCGGUCCUCUAGGGGGGAAACCAUGAUGGUGUGUGACGUGCUGGGCUGGGCGCGAGGGGGAUGGAUGGGCUUCCGGAAUCCGAGGGUUUGGGCGUCGGGGGUUUGGUCUGGUCUGUGCUAGUGAUGGGAUGGAAUGGGACACAGGUAAAAUGGGGUACAUCUCUGACCCCAUCCGGGUCGAUCGACGUGUAUCUUUA
Hypoxylon fragiforme is the source of this 894-nucleotide messenger RNA. RefSeq lists its product as uncharacterized. The record is from RefSeq and is a predicted model, not a curated record. Lineage: Eukaryota; Fungi; Ascomycota; Sordariomycetes; Xylariales; Hypoxylaceae. The transcript has 2 exons. The coding region runs from base 451 to 687 and encodes 78 amino acids.